Messenger RNA from Ceratosolen solmsi marchali, 993 nucleotides. RefSeq names its product syntaxin 8 (gene Syx8). The transcript has 5 exons. Gene Ontology annotation, cellular component: SNARE complex; endomembrane system. Gene Ontology annotation, molecular function: SNAP receptor activity; SNARE binding. Gene Ontology annotation, biological process: vesicle fusion; intracellular protein transport. Bases 69 to 812 code for a protein of 247 amino acids. The record is from RefSeq and is a predicted model, not a curated record. NCBI's taxonomy places the organism in Eukaryota, Metazoa, Arthropoda, Insecta, Hymenoptera, Agaonidae.
GCUCUUUCAUAAACAAUACCUUAUCUGAGUGAAUGCUCGUUAUCAAUAGUUUUUGAAGCGAAGCGAAUAUGGCACUUAUUUAUAUCGAUGGCAGUGAUCCAUGGCUUAUCGAAUAUGAGACUUGUGAUAAUUUAUUCAGAGAGAUAAUGGAACUACUAACGCUAAGAGAUCAAGAACCAAAAACAUCUCAGACCUUUGCCAACCUUUCUGCAAAUAUACGAAUGAGAUUAAAGCAGUAUAAUAAUCAAGUGCAAGAACUGAAAAGCAAAGUUAUUGAAGCUAACAGACAACAUACCAUAACAGCCGAGGAAGCUGAACGUCGGACAAGACAAAUAGAGCAGCUGCAAAGUAAGGAUAUUCAACUUCAGCAAUUAUAUGAAUCAAAAACAAAAGAAAUGGCAUUGUGGCGAUCACAGCUCUUGGAACUAACAUCUUCCUCUGUUUUUGCUGAUGGAGGUUCUACAAGUUGGGGUAUAGACGAUGAUGAAGUUGAUCAACCAAAUACUGGCAAUGUAAAUGUAGCUGACCUUGAGCAUCAAAAUCAGCAACUACUUGAACAACAAGAAGAAGGCCUGGAACAAUUAUCAAAAAUAAUUUCCAGACAAAAACAAAUUGCUCGGACUAUACAUAAUGAAGUAGAUAAUCAUAAUGAAAUAAUAGAAGAUUUAGCAGAUCAUAUGGAUAAAAUGGAUCAACAUCUCAUUAACGAAACCCACACUGUUAGAGUAAUUGGACAAAAAGAUAAAGUAUGGGGUUAUUGGCUGAUUAUUAUUUUAUUAUUUAUUAGUAUUAUUGUCUGUGCUUUGGUGUGAUAAUUAUAAUAUCAAUUUAUAUAUAUAUAUAUAUAUAUAUAUAUAUAUAUAUAUAGAAAUGUUCACCAUAUUUACAGUACAUUUAUGACUUUUUAUACAUUUUAUAAUGUACUGUGUUUAUCUGUGAUGAUAGCUUUCGAGAGACACAUUUUGUAAAUAUAAAUAUUAUUGUUAAAAAAUU